Yamadazyma tenuis ATCC 10573 is the source of this 668-nucleotide messenger RNA. RefSeq lists its product as uncharacterized. Lineage: Eukaryota; Fungi; Ascomycota; Pichiomycetes; Serinales; Debaryomycetaceae. The record is from RefSeq and is a predicted model, not a curated record.
AUCUGAUGACAUGGACAAGCUAGAGAGAAUAAAGAAAUUAAAAGAGGCCCGAAAGUCUGCGUCCCAAGAAAACGACAAAGAAGUUGGCAUAGAGAAGAGGAUAAAACGACUACAAGAAGUCAAAAGUCGUUCAGAUAAAGUAUUAGUUCCCGAUCACCCUCUGGAGAAACCAAACAACCCUGAGGAUAAAUCAAAAGUAUUGAACUAUACGAUUGAAGACACAGAUAAAUGGAACCAGAAACAGGAGGCUAAGCGUCUUAAGAAAGGCAAAGGAUUCGAGAACUUGAAUCAAGUAGCUGCAAUGACUUAUAAAAAGGAAAUAGCCGAGUUGGCAAUCGAUAAAGAAGCAUACAAGAAACACCAACAGCAAUUCAAACACAAGUCCGGCGACAGAGAAAGUAUACAUAACGAUCUAGGGCUCAACCAUAAACCCAGUUUGGAAGCAUCCAAGGCUCUUGUGGAAUCUAUUCAAGAAAGUGAUGCCAGGAAGAUGAAAAAGCGUAGAAAAAAAGACGAUGGAACCACAGAUGCCUUCAUAAAUCAGAAAAAUCGAGACUUCAACCGGAAACUAGAUCGCCAGUUGUUAUCGAAGGACUGAAAGCCUCUCCACCCUUCAAAUGUAAUUGCCUAUAGCUUAUAGAUAGAUAAAGAAAACAGUUACCCGGAUA